GGAGAAAAACUAUUUUGACAAAUUCAAUCAUAGGAAAUUGGAAACCAAACCUAACCAAGCCCAUUGAUUAUUUGUUUUGGUUUUUUGUUUGUUUGAUAAUUGUAUUCUUGUGAUUAGCUUGUUUGUUCCAAUUGCUGCCGACUUUCGGUCCGAUCCCUCAGGACACCUAACCAUGGUUCGUCACUUGAAUGUUUCUCAGCAAAAAUUAGCUGAAAAGCUUACCAUUCUUAAUGACCGGGGAAUAGGAAUGUUGACUAGACUUUAUAAUAUCAAAAAGCAAUCUAGUGAUCCCAAGCUUCGCCCUCCCAUACUUUCUGACAAGGGCUUGGAAUCAGCAAUGAAACAAAUUGUCCGAAGGUUUCCUCACACUGAUACAAGGAGCAAUAAUAGUUUGAUUGGAGCUGUAGCUACUGCUCGUACUGAAAUAACUAAAGCUACAACUCAUUUUUAUUAUACCUUUGUGGAUAUUUUGGAAUUCAAAGAUCAUGUUAAUGAACUUUUAACAACAAUGGAUGCUUGUCAAUUGACACUUGAUAUUUCGAUAAAUUUUGAUCUGACUCGAGGAUAUCUUGACUUGAUGGCAACCUAUGUUUCGCUGAUGAUUUUGGUCUCUAGAGUCGAAGACAGAAAAGCUGUUAUUGGACUGUUCAACACGGCUCAUGAACUAACCCAUGGACACAGUGAAAAUAGCUUUCCCAGACUUGGUCAAAUGAUUGUUGAAUAUGAGAAUCCGGUCAAAAAGUUAUCUGAAGAUUUUGUGCCGCACUCAAAAUUACUUUUUAAUGCUUUAAUUUCCCUUCAAGAAAGCUUCCAUUUACGUAAUCUCCCCGCUGAAGAAUGGCGAAAAAGCCAAAUUUUGAGCAUUGUUGCCAACCCACGAGAUAUUCUAACUCCUGCACAAACUGAUCCAAUCAAUACAGAAUAUUUAUCAAUUGACUCUAUGGAACGUUUUAUCAUUUUCGGUUUCUUGCUGAUACAUCAACAUCUUAAUCAAACACCCGCACAUGAUCUUUUCUCUAAAGCUCUUCAAUGUGGCUGGGUCAUUACACUGUACAGAGAUGAAGUCAUUCACACACACGCAUUUGUUCAACAUUUUUUCGAAGGAAUCAAAGGCUACAAUAAAAGAGUUUCCGAUGUCAAAGAUGCAUAUAAUAAUGUGCUUCAAAAUGCAGGUCACAUCCAUCGAGAAAAACGAAAGUUUCUUCGAUCAGCUUUGAAAGAAUUAGGUCUCAUCUUAGGUGACCAACCUGGACUUUUAGGACCAAAAGCUUUACUUGUUUUCAUGGCUCUUUCUUUUGCUCGUGAUGAAGUACAUUGGUUACUCAGACAUUAUGACAAUAUUCCCGUCAGACAAGGACGACCCAAAGCACAAGCUGAAGAUCUUGUCGAUCGACAACUGCCUGAACUUUUGUUCCAUAUCGAAGAACUUAGAUCAUUAGUGAGAAAAUACAAUCAGGUUGUUCAACGUUACUAUAUCCAAUACUUGACCUGCUAUGAUGCCGUAGCUUUAAACACCAUUAUGCAAGGAGUCUCCAUGAUGCCAGAGGAGGAUUCCGUAAUAUUGGAAUCUAUCUACAGUCAAAUUUCCAAUCUUUCAGUGAAACAGAUUGAAAAUAAUGAAGUCUUUGAUUUUAGAGGAAUCCGACUUGACUGGUUCCGUUUACAAGCCUACAGUAGCGUCAGUCGCUAUCCUAUGAAUCUUUUUGAGCACAAAAAUUUAGCCACUUUGAUGAAUAUUGUUGUUUUCCACACAAAAAUGGUUGAUUAUCUAGAAGAUAUACUGACUGAAACUUCUGAUUUAUCAUUAUUCUGUUUUUACAGUAAAAUUUUCGAAGAUCAGUUCCACAUGUGUUUGGAAUUUCCUGCUCAAACAAGAUAUAUCAUCGCCUUUCCAAUGAUCUGUUCACAUUUCUUGAAUUCAUAUCAUGAUCUUGCCCCAGAAGAGCGAACUCGAAUCGGAGAAAGGAGCAUCUCCUUGGUGAAUCUAUUUCUUGAUGAAAUGUCCAAAGAGGCCAAAAAUAUAAUAACAACUAUUUGUGAUCACCAAUGCAUGCUUAAUGAUCAACUCUUACCAAAACAUGUGGCUCCUCAAAUAGUUUCUGUUGUCAAGCUAAAGAAAAGAGACAAAAAGAACAAAAUAGAAAGAGAAAUCGAUAAACCCGGUAUUGAAAGUUAUCGUCGCACCCGAGAAGAGUUAACUACAAUGGACAAACUUCACAUGGCUUUAACUGAACUCUGUUACGCUAUCAAUUACUGCCCAUCAAUACAUGUUUGGGAUCAUACUUUUGCUCCACGUGAAUAUCUUCAUGGUCAUUUAGAGUCUAGAUUCAAUAAGGCUCUUGUUGGAAUGGUCAUGUUUAAUCCAGAGACCAAUGAGAUAGCGAAACCAUCUGAGUUAUUGAGUAGUGUUCGAGCUUAUAUGAAUGUACUUCAGUCUAUGGAAAAUUAUGUUCAAAUUGAGAUGACCAACAUUUUCAACAACGUACUCCUUCUGCAAACUCAACCACAAGAUAGCCAUGGUGAUAAAACAAUUACUGCUCUCUAUUCAAAUUGGUAUCUUGAAGUUCUUCUCAGACGAGUCAGUGCUGGUCAAAUCUGUUACUCUCCAUUGCAAAAAGCUUUUGUUACUUUGCCAGUUGAAGGUCAGGUACCUUUUUGCGCUGAAGAGUAUUCCGAUGUCAAUGAAUUAAGAGCUUUAGCUGAACUUAUUGGACCUUAUGGAAUGAAAUAUUGCAAUGAAAAUCUGAUGUGGCAUAUUGCAAGCCAAGUAACUGAAUUAAAGAAAUUGGUUAUAUUAAAUAAAGAAACUUUACUCGCAUUAAGAUCUAAUUAUGACAAGCCUGAUCAAAUGCGAGAAUUAUUUAAAAAACUUCAAAGACCCAAGAUUGCUCAAAAUGUAGAUAGUGUUUUGCAAAGAAUGACCAUCAUCGGUGUUAUUCUUUGCUUCAGAGAACUGGCUCAAGAAGCGCUCAGUGAUGUUUUAUUCGAUCGAAUUCCGUUCCUGAUGAGUUCAAUUUUAGAUUUCAAGCAUCAUGUUCCAAGUGGUGAAUCGAUGAUUGAAAGUGCAAAACUUCAGAGUAUUAGUGAAAUGUGUUCCGCUGCUGGACUGCCAAACAAAGUGGACCCAGCCCUAGUUACUGCAUUAUUGUCUCAAAAAAGUGAGCUGGGUGAAGAUGAAUACCAAAUCGCAUGUCUUCUUAUGGUUUUCAUUGCCGUUUCUUUGCCUAAACUGGCUCGUGGAGAGCAGUCAUAUUACAAACCUUCAUUAGAAGCUCAUGGCAACAAUAUACACUGUUUAGCUCAAGCAAUUAAUGGUAUUGCUGGAGCUCUUUUCACAAUAUGUAACCACGGAGAUACCGUUGAUCGAUUUAAAGAAUUUUUAGCUCUCGCUUCAUCAAGCCUUCUUCGACUUGGCCAAGAACAAGACAAAGAAGCUAUUCGUAAUCGAGAAUCAGUUUACAUUUUGUUGGACUUAAUUGUCAAAGAAUCACCGUUUCUUACUAUGGAUCUUUUAGAAUCUUGUUUCCCCUAUGCAUUGUUUCGAAACGCAUACCAUGCUGUGUACAAAAACCAAGGAAUUCUCAACGCUUCCAAUUGAAUACGCUCUUCAUACAUUCCUUUCUUUUCUUCUCAUCUUAAGUAUUAUCAACUUAAUGGUGUUACAGCACAAUUUCUUGAAAUCACGAUCACUUAUCAUUAUUUGAUAAUCUUCCUUAUUACACAAUUUUCUAUUUUCUAACCAAUCUCGAAUUUUAUAUUAGUCUUCUUGUCCAUCUUUCAGUCCAUAUUGAUAGCAUCUUUUAGUCCUCCUUUUUUCAAACUUUAACUCUUUCUCUAUUUAGAAAAUAGUUGAUUUUGCAAACUUAUAAAAUAUUUAUAAAUUAUUAUUAUACGUUAUUAUAUCAACAAUAAUCUAUAACAACCUUGUAAAUGUAUUAAACCGAUAA
Messenger RNA from Tetranychus urticae (two-spotted spider mite), 3947 nucleotides. RefSeq names its product Nck associated protein 1 Hem (gene Hem). Gene Ontology annotation, biological process: cell morphogenesis; cortical actin cytoskeleton organization; neuron projection morphogenesis. Lineage: Eukaryota; Metazoa; Arthropoda; Arachnida; Trombidiformes; Tetranychidae. Gene Ontology annotation, cellular component: SCAR complex. The record is from RefSeq and is a predicted model, not a curated record.